Adelges cooleyi (spruce gall adelgid) is the source of this 4426-nucleotide messenger RNA. It is a transcript of the gene tn, whose product is annotated as RING finger protein nhl-1. Gene Ontology annotation, molecular function: ubiquitin protein ligase activity; protein binding; translation repressor activity. Lineage: Eukaryota; Metazoa; Arthropoda; Insecta; Hemiptera; Adelgidae. The record is from RefSeq and is a predicted model, not a curated record. Bases 186 to 4031 code for a protein of 1281 amino acids. Gene Ontology annotation, biological process: negative regulation of translation; protein polyubiquitination; proteasome-mediated ubiquitin-dependent protein catabolic process. The transcript has 14 exons.
GGCCAAAAAUCGCGUCCGUCGACUACCGACAGAGGUGUACUUAUGCGACGAUGAUGAUCGGGUUCAGUGUUCGCGUUACUUUCGGCCAGCCGGAGCCGGAGCCGCGAUAGAUCCAGUUUUUGGACGACCAUGGAUCCGCCAAAAAUCACUUAGUAUAAAGCUCACGAAUAAUCACAAGUCGCGGUAUGGAGCAGUUCGAGCAACUGCUGACCUGCGCCAUUUGCUUGGACAGGUAUAGAAAUCCAAAGCUGCUGCCAUGCCAACAUUCCUUUUGUAUGGAACCGUGCAUGGACGGUUUGGUCGACUACGUCCGCAGACAAGUAAAAUGUCCAGAAUGUCGUGCCGAACACAGGAUACCGUACAACGGCGUCCAAGGAUAUCCGACAAACGUUACUUUACAGCGUUUUUUGGAGCUCCACAUCGAGAUCACUGGAGAACUUCCAGAUCCGACAAGCGGGCAAGUGAUGAAACGCUGCGGGGUGUGUUCGGAAAAAGCGUACGUCAUGCCCUGUGUGCAUUGCGACAAGGAAGUGUGUACCGACUGCAAAGGCGCCCACAUGGAUAUAUUGAGAAGAGAAAUAUCUAGAAUUAAUAACCAGGUGAGACGAGCCGUACACAGACUAUCAGACAUGCUUUCUGGCGUUGAGAAAAACAUGCUAACUUUGCAGUUAAACUGCACUUCAGUAUCCGAAGAAGUGGACGAGAUCUACCGGAGGCUGUCUAAAGCUUUAAAAGACCGCACUGAACAUCUGCGCGGCGAAAUAGACCGUUAUCUGACGACGGAGCUAAAAAACCUGUGUAACCUCAAAGAAAACCUAGACAUAGAAAUUUCAAACAUCCAAAGCAACUGCGAUCUGGCCGAUAAAUACAUGCAGUCCGACGAUGUGGAAUGGGACGAUAGCGAGCUUAUGGACGCCAAAGAAAUAUUCUUGAAAACCGUGGAUUUCAUCAGAAACUUCGAGACGGACAUUGGGGAUUACAACAGAAAAGCAAAAUUCAUCAUGGCUCACGACCCCAACCAAUUGGUCAUGCACGUUGCCGGUUACGGGGAUUUGUCUAUUCAAGCUCCUCAUCAACCGUUUUCGGCCAGCUCGAACAUGCUUCAAGCUCCCGGUCCGGGUCUCAUGCGAUCCAAAAGUGAUCACCGAUUGGCUUCCCAGUUCCGCCAAGAAGACAGGAACGCGUACGAGCCCGGUGGCGAGAUAGGAGGAAGAGUGUCGCCCCUCGGAGGCAGGAAAUUCGGUGAGAGGUAUCCAGCACGAUACGCCCGUGGGGACAGGAGUGAUUAUGACGUGGACUCUUCCCACGACAACGAAAACCGAAGCACUGCCAGGUCCAGGAUCAGAUCCAGAUUGAACAGACACGGCAUAGGAGAUAACACGGAUUCGGAUACGGACUCGCGGUCAGUUCGUUUCUCGGACACGAACACGGUCCAUCGGGAACGAGAACGUGUUUUGGACACCGAAGAUGUGGCCAAGGGCCCGUUGAGCGGUAUCACGAGGUUGUACGACUCACCCAGAGUGAUGAAAAGGCUACAGGAAAACGAAAACAAAGAAAAGAAAGUGGACGUUGCGCCCAAACCACAAGUGCAGCUACAAAUGCAACAACAAGUUCAGCAAAUAAAAAAAUCGUCACCACAACAAACGCCUCAGCGCCAAUUAAGUGAGGACGACGAAAUAGCGAGAAUCAAACGACAAAACAAAAACGCUUCUACCUCUUCAGAUACGGAACGAAGAGACAGAGUUAGUGUGAUCAAACGAGACGAUUCCAGGGAUUCCAACCGAUCAUCUUCGGAUGCCUCAAGAAAAACACCAGUGCCCGAACCUGCUGAAAAUAUCGAAUCAUCCGAGAGUGAAUCCGAAGAAGAAGUAGUAGAACCCAGAAAAACAACACCGGUUAGCAAACCGGGAUUUCCACCGACAUCCUCUUCUGCAGCCGGAUCGAGACGAUCGUCCGCAACAUCAGGUAAUAUUCAGAAAAUAAAAUCUGCUAGGUCAGAGAGUAUUGAAAGUUCUGGUUCAUCUGAAACUCCAGGAACUCCAGGAACUCCAGGAACUCCAGUGCGAAGAAAUGCGGGAGUAACGUAUCCUACGGAAGAGGCUAAGCAAUCGCCGGCCGGUUCAAGAUCAGGAAGUGCAACACCACGUGCUCGUUUCUCUUCGGUGUCUUCGAAAAGAGACUCAGCCACACCAACUAACUCAAGGAGUCAAAGUUACAGCGUCACUGGUAACAAAGAUGGUGCAGCCAAAAAAGAAGAAAUAGAAGACGAAGAAGAAGAAGAGGAAGACACGGAUACGUCUUCAGAAUCGUCCGAAUCUGAAUCUGAUGAAGACUCUGAAGAAGCUAAACCCAAAACACCAGCGCCUAAAGCAAUGGAUAAAACGGAUAUUGGCCCGCUGUUGGCCAGAAGUGCUAACGCUAGAGAUAACGGGAGUGGAGGCAGCAACAGCAGUUCGAGAAGACCCAGCCAAGACGAAACCUACACUAGAUCGCGGUACGGCACUGGCGGAUAUAAGUCGUCGUCGUCGUACCAGAGCCCCAAGGAACCCGAACCGGCCUCCAGCGGUAGUAAGUACCUGAACAGAACCGCUCCACGGUUCACUAGCAGAUUUUUAAAAAAUAAACCUAUCGAAGAGGACCCUAGCAAGUCGAGUUACGGCAGUGAGAGCAAAUACAAUGACAAGGGGUUAUUACGGAGUAGGACCACCGCUAACCUAGAUGAAGACCAGCCGGACGACCCCGUUACUUCUCCAUACUCCUCGUCGUAUUCUAAAAACCACUACGGUUCGGACUUAUCCAGAAGUCGGUCCAGUCACGCUCUAAAAUCGCGUGAAACCUCGCCCGAUAGGCCUCUAACCAGUUCAUCAGGACCCGGAGACAAAGACGGCGGAUCGUUGAGCUCGUGGGCGAGGUAUCUGAAAAACAAAUACGGAAACCGUAGCAAAGAUAACGCGGCCAAAGACAACGGGCCAUCCUCCUCCUCCGGCGCUGCCUCUGCCAGUUCGCCAUCGGGCUCGUCUUCGGCCUCAAGACGUCUGUCAAUGGGAUUAGGAUCGCGAUCAAAUUCCACGGUUGCCGACAGUUCAGACGACGACCAAAAAAACAUGCAAAGCUCCCCCACCUCCCGUACAAUUAUCGAACCAGGUAUCCAGGGCGUAGGUUCUACCCCUAGAGUGCAGUACCUGCAAAAACGACAAUUGUUAUUCAAAAUCGGAGGCCGGGGGAGCGAGCCCGGAUAUUUCACUUGGCCUAGAGGCGUCGCCGUCGGUCCAGACAACCUCAUCGUCGUGGCGGACUCCUCGAACCACAGGGUCCAAGUGUUUGAUAGUCGUGGAAGUCUGUUCAAAGACUUUGGAUCGUACGGCAAUGGCGAAGGUGAAUUCGACUGUUUGGCCGGAGUGGCUGUGAACCGAAUCGGACAGUUUAUUAUCGCCGACCGAUACAACCACAGGAUACAGGUCCUGGAUCCAUCCGGAAGAUUUUUAAGGUCAUUCGGAAGUCAAGGUUCGAGCGACGGUCGAUUCAACUACCCCUGGGGCAUCACUACGGACGCCCUUGGGUUUAUAUAUGUGUGCGACAAAGAAAAUCACAGAAUUCAAGUGUUUCAAUCGGACGGGACGUUUGUGGGCAAAUUCGGUUCGCAAGGUAAUAAAAUCGGACAGCUGGAACAUCCGCACUACAUAGCCGUGUCCAAUACCAACAGAGUGAUCGUUUCGGAUUGCAACAAUCAUCGUGUUCAAAUAUUUGACGUUAACGGCAGAGUGAUCAGCUCGUUCGGUUCCGAAGGAUCGGAAAAUGGACAGUUCAAAUUCCCAAAGGGAGUAGCCGUGGACGAUCAAGGAUACAUCCUGGUGGCCGACUCUGGCAACAACCGGAUACAGAUUUUCCAUCCGGAUUCCACUUUCCUGCGGGCGUUUGGCUGCUGGGGAUCGGGAGACGGCGAAUUCAAAGGUCUUGAGGGCAUCGCUGUCAUGUCCAACGGCAACAUACUUGUGUGCGACCGAGAAAACCACAGAGUUCAAGUAUUCUAAACUUGACCGUGGGCCGCAUGACCAACCGUGAGCGGCUCAAACACGACGUGUACAUAUUAUGACGAUAUAUUAUUAUAAUAUAAUAUUAGUACUUAUAGUAAUGAAAUUAGAUCUUCUUCGUUCAGCUUUUUACCGUCAAAUCAAACCCCGAACAAAGUAAAAAAACCGAAAACCGCGUAAAACAAACAAUAUUAAUAAUGUUUCCGUCGAUAUUUCUUUACAAAAAAAAAAAAAAAACGCCGUUUGCUUUAUAUUUGUUAUAUAUUUUAUUUACUUUUUUUUUUAUUUAACUUUAAUACAUUGAUGUUGUUCAAAUUCAAAUGUGAUGUAAUAUUUUCAAAAAUGACUUACCAUAUAAACCGUAUACUACUAUGUCAAUAAAAAUUCGAAUUACA